Molecule: messenger RNA, 1918 nt
Organism: Erigeron canadensis
Lineage: Eukaryota; Viridiplantae; Streptophyta; Magnoliopsida; Asterales; Asteraceae
Product: eukaryotic translation initiation factor 2A
Exons: 14
Coding region: 118-1671 (517 amino acids)
Biological process (GO): translational initiation
Cellular component (GO): cytosolic small ribosomal subunit
Molecular function (GO): protein binding; translation initiation factor activity; ribosome binding
Source: RefSeq, a predicted model, not a curated record
ACCUUAUAAUUUCAUCAACCCCCAAACCAAAGGCUGAACCAAUCAACCAAAGCUUAAACCCUAACCGCUGCUUCAAUAACGAUUCUGUAUUUUGGGUAACUUUUACUUAGGCCAGUGAUGUCAGUUGCAGAUUCAUCACCAGCAUUAGAGAUUUUAGUUAGAGAGCCAGCGGGUUUUUCUAUAUGGAACGGGCCCCCUUUUAGUAAUAAUCAGCCUAGUAUAAAGCUCGAUAAAGUUCCCUGUACGAGUGCAAAAUUUAGCGAUGAUGGAUCCAGACUCAUGGUGAUAAAGUCCGAGUCUUCUAUUAGCAUCUUUGAUUGUAAAACCUUGAAAGAAAUAAGAGCUUUUGAGUCCCCCAACAUUCUUGCCGCUGCUUUAUCUCCAUGUGGGACUUAUCUUCAGACCUUCCAGAAAGCGGCGUCACCACAAGAAAAAAAUGUCACGUUAUGGAAGGUAGAGACAGGAGAAUUAGUUUAUUCUUUGUCUCAGAAGAACAUUACUAAGGCAACAUGGCCAACAAUCAGAUUUAACUCUGAUGAAGCAGUUGCUUCUCGUAUGGCAACAAAUGAGCUUCAGUUCUUUGAUGCUGCUGAUUUUUCCAAAGGCAUUGUACACAAGAUUAGAGUUCCUGGAAUAGCUUCAGCAGAGCUAUCUAAGAAUCCAGGAUCCCAUGUGGCUGCGUUUGUUCCAGAAUCCAAGGGAAUGCCUGGUAGUGUUCAGAUAUAUGCUUGUGCUCCCGGUUCCCAGACUGAACCCAUUACUCGAAGGAAUUUCUUCCGGUGUUCAUCAGUGCAACUACAUUGGAACCUCGGUUCGACAGGGCUUCUGGUUGUGGUGCAGGCAGAUGUUGAUAAAACCAACCAGAGUUACUAUGGAGAAACAAAGCUAAAUUACUUGACAUUAGAUGGCUCUUAUGACGGGCUGGUAUCACUACGUAAAGAAGGACCUGUACAUGAUGUUCAAUGGUCGAGCUCGGGAAAAGAGUUUGCAGUUGUUUAUGGAACUAUGCCGGCAAUGGCAACAAUAUUUGACAAGAAGUGCAAACCUCUGAUGGAGCUUGGGGAAGGCCCUUACAAUACCAUUCGUUGGAACCCAAAGGGAAGGAUUAUAUUAGUGGCAGGUUAUGGCAACUUACCUGGUUAUAUGGCAUUUUGGGACUACGUCGACAAAAAGCAACUUGGGACCACCAAGUCUGAAUGGUCAGUGACCAGUGAAUGGUCCCCUGAUGGACGCUAUUUCUUGACCGCCACAACAGCUCCAAGGCUGCAAGUUGACAAUGGGAUAAGAAUUUUCCAUUACAAUGGAAAAUCAUGCUUCAAGAAAAAGUUUGAUAAACUGUAUCAGGUUGAUUGGAAAGCAGAGUCAGCUGAUAAAUUUGGCGAAAUUGAAGAACUUGUCAAGUCUGUUGGCUCAUUAACAGUUGAAAGCAAACCACAAGGACAAGGGUCAAAAUCUUCCCAGACCCCUGUGAAACCGAUCAAUCCUCCUGUUCAGAAGAAACCUGCUGCAUAUAAACCACCUCAUGCAAAGGCUGCAGCUGCCAAAGAGGCAGAGCUCUUUGGGGGAAUCAGCCCUUCAGCAGAAAUGAGCAAGAAUGCAUUAAAAAACAAGAAAAAGAGGGAAAAACAGAGGGAGAAGAAGGCUGCUGAAGCUGGUUCUGCUGCAGACUAAAAACAGAACAAAGGGUUUUGUAUCAUUAAUUUGAGAUACGUAAGUCUUCUUAUCUUAGGGCAUUUGGACAAUUAGCGAUCACAAAUCUCAGUUGCCAGCUUCAGAUUUGUCACUUCUGGCUCUUCAGAACAAGUUUUUUUUUUGGUUAUUUAGAAUGAUCUAGGAACACUGUGUUUUGACCUGAGCUCAAACAUGCUACAUAUACCAAUAUACCAAUACAUUUAUAUAAUAACUCUUUUGGCAAAAA